Octopus sinensis (East Asian common octopus) is the source of this 936-nucleotide messenger RNA. Its product is annotated as casein kinase I-like. The transcript has a single exon. Gene Ontology annotation, biological process: peptidyl-serine phosphorylation; signal transduction; negative regulation of canonical Wnt signaling pathway. Gene Ontology annotation, molecular function: ATP binding; protein serine/threonine kinase activity. Gene Ontology annotation, cellular component: nucleus; cytoplasm. The record is from RefSeq and is a predicted model, not a curated record. Bases 19 to 936 code for a protein of 305 amino acids. NCBI's taxonomy places the organism in Eukaryota, Metazoa, Mollusca, Cephalopoda, Octopoda, Octopodidae.
UUGUGUAGCCGCCUCUAAAUGGAUGAGAUAGAGGACAAUCUUGGCAACGGAGACUUUAUUGUGGGCAACAAAUACCGCCUUGUCAAAAAAAUAGGAAGUGGAUCCUUCGGAAAAAUAUAUUCAGCAGUCAAUGUGAGCAACGGAGAAGAAGUGGCAGUAAAACUGGAAAAGUCGCAAGCCCAACACCCACAAUUAGCAUUCGAGAGCAAAAUAUACCGUUUCAUGCAGGGAGACCAGGGCAUUCCCUGUCUAAAGGGAUACUAUGAACAGAACAGCUACAACAUAAUGGUGAUCGAACUCCUCGGUCCGUCCUUGGAAGAUCUGCUUAACUUUUGCAACCGAAAAUUUGAAUUGAAGACAGUUUUGAUGUUGGCGGACCAAAUGCUGGAACGACUGCAAUACGUGCACUCGCGGUGUUUUAUUCACAGAGAUAUAAAGCCCGAUAAUUUCCUGAUGGGGACUGGUCGGUAUGCCAAUCGACUGUUCAUAAUCGACUUUGGACUGGCCAAGAAAUAUAUGAGUACGACGACUGGCAUGCACAUUCCCUACAGAGACAAUCGGAGUCUGACCGGCACUGCCCGCUAUGCCAGCAUUAAUGCACAUUGCGGGGUCGAACAGAGCAGACGGGAUGAUUUGGAGUCUCUGGGAUAUGUCCUCAUGUACUUCAAUCGAGGCAACCUUCCAUGGCAGGGACUCAGAGCUGCCAACCGCAAACAAAAGUACGAGAGAAUAUCAGAAAAGAAAAUAUCGACAUCUGUCGAGUCGUUGUGUCAUGGAUUCCCCAAUGAGUUUGCGAUGUAUCUCAACUACUGUCGUGCUCUCCGUUUUGAAGAGACGCCUGACUAUUUCUACUUGCGGCAACUGUUCCGCAUUCUUUUCCGUAACAUGAACAUGCACAAUGACCCCGUCUAUCAGUGGACUACUCAGUCAAAGUGA